Agelaius phoeniceus (red-winged blackbird) is the source of this 969-nucleotide messenger RNA. It is a transcript of the gene FRZB, whose product is annotated as frizzled related protein. The record is from RefSeq and is a predicted model, not a curated record. Gene Ontology annotation, cellular component: cytoplasm. Gene Ontology annotation, biological process: non-canonical Wnt signaling pathway; canonical Wnt signaling pathway. Gene Ontology annotation, molecular function: Wnt-protein binding. Lineage: Eukaryota; Metazoa; Chordata; Aves; Passeriformes; Icteridae.
AUGAGGCGGGGGCUGCCGGUGCUGGCCCUGGCCGGGCUGCUGCUGCUGGGGCGGCCGCCGGCGGCCCGGGGGGCGGCCUGCGAGCCGGUGCGCAUCCCGCUGUGCAAGCCGCUGCCCUGGAACAUGACCAAGAUGCCGAACCACCUGCACCACAGCACGCAGGCCAACGCCGUGCUGGCCAUGGAGCAGUUCGAGGGGCUGCUGGGCACCAACUGUAGCCCCGACCUGCUGUUCUUCCUGUGCGCCAUGUACGCGCCCAUCUGCACCAUCGACUUCCAGCACGAGCCCAUCAAGCCCUGCAAGUCCGUCUGCGAGCGCGCCCGCGCCGGCUGCGAGCCCGUCCUGGUCCGCUACAGCCACGCCUGGCCCGACAGCCUGGCCUGCGACGAGCUGCCCGUGUACGACCGCGGGGUCUGCAUCUCCCCCGAGGCCAUCGUCACCGCCGAGGGCGCGGAUUUCCCUAUGGAUUCUAAUAACGGCAACUGUAGAGGUGCUGGCAUUGAGCGCUGCAAGUGCAAGCCUGUGAAAGCUACCCAGAAGACCUACCUACGUAACAACUACAACUAUGUCAUCCGGGCUAAGGUGAAGGAGGUGAAGACUAAAUGCCACGAUGUCACUGCAGUAGUGGAAGUCAAGGAGAUCCUGAAAUCUUCCCUGGUGAACAUUCCAAAGGACACAGUAAACCUCCACACCAAUUCUGGCUGCCUGUGUCCACCCCUCAGUGCCAAUGAGGAAUACAUCAUUAUGGGCUACGAGGAUGAGGAGCGCUCCAGGUUACUCUUGGUGGAAGGCUCCAUAGCUGAGAAGUGGAAGGAACGUCUUGGUAAAAAAAUAAAGCGCUGGGAUCAGAAGCUGCGGCAGGCGGGGAAGGGGCGGGCCGAGCCCGGCCCCAGCGCGGCGGCCCCGAAGCCCAGCAGUGGCCGGCAGGCUCGCAGCUGGGUGUGACACCCACCGAGGGAUGCUGACAUG